Candidozyma haemuli is the source of this 5733-nucleotide messenger RNA. RefSeq names its product DNA-binding ATPase. Lineage: Eukaryota; Fungi; Ascomycota; Pichiomycetes; Serinales; Metschnikowiaceae. The transcript has 2 exons. Bases 1 to 5733 code for a protein of 1910 amino acids. Gene Ontology annotation, molecular function: DNA binding; ATP-dependent chromatin remodeler activity; ATP hydrolysis activity. The record is from RefSeq and is a predicted model, not a curated record.
AUGUCGCGUUUGGACCGUCUCGUGGUGCUUUUGGAAACGGGGUCCACGCCGUAUAUCCGGAACACUGCCGCAGACCAGCUAUCAGACUUGGCCAAGGGCCAUCCGGAAGAGAUCAUCAGUCUUUUGGGUAGAGUUUACCCUUUUUUGAAAGCAGACAAGUGGGAAACGAGAAUUGCCGCCGCUAAGGCGUUUGGCGGUAUUGUGGGCCAUGCUCCAGAAUGGGAUCCAAACUCUGAAGAGGCCAUUGAAAAGGAGAAGCAAUUGCAGCACAUUGAAGAUGCCAACACGGCGACGCGAAGUACAGAAACAGAGGUGAAGCUCGAGCAGGACGAGGAAUUGAAGAAACUAGAUGAAAAUUUGCUGACUUUGGUGAAAUUUGAGUCCUGGAACUUGCACGAGCUUCUAAAGUCUGGUAAGAAGCUUCUUGCUUCUGGUGGAGCUGAGUUUGAGCCUAAGAAACCGGCAGUUGAUAAGAACGACGAGACGUUGCUUAAUAAGCUAAAGCAGCAUAAGAGUUUGGUUAAGGAGGAAGAGGCUGACCCUUCGAAAGUGUCUGACGUUUCUUCUCCUCAGAUCAAGACAGAGGUUAAAGACGAAGUGAAAUGUCAAUCUCAGUCUCCUCCUCCAAGCGAUUCUGGCAAAUCGGCUGCUGCCAGUGCACGUCUUAAAGCAAUGCAGAAACGGAGAGCCAAGGCUAAUGCCAAAUCUGUGGUCAACAAGAACGCCCCAGUAGACUUAUCCCAAUCUUCCAUUUCCCGUAAACUCGUUGAGCAUGGCGAAGUUGACGGUAACGUUAAAACAGAAGAUUCUCCACAAUACGAUAUGACCUCCCAGCAAGGCGGCUCCAAGUUGGUCAUGGAAAGCAAAGCACCUGAACUUUCACCAUUAUUAUCACAGCAUGCUAAGGUCGUUGGCCUUGUAUGGCAGUUUCAAGGUGUUUAUGAAUUGCUUCUACACGACUUGUUUGAUGAAAAAUGGGAAGUCAGACACGGUUCUGCCUUGGGUCUUCGUGAGCUUGUUAGAGUCCACGGUAAAGGUGCCGGUAGAGUGAUGAGAAAGUCUAGGGCUGAAAACGACGCUAAUAAUGCUGCUACCUUGGAAGACCUUUCCGUUAGACUUUGCACUCUUUUUGCACUCGAUAGAUUUGCUGACUUUGUUAACGAUACUGUUGUCGCUCCAGUAAGAGAAUCUGGCGCUCAGACAUUGGCAGCUCUUUUACUUCAUCUAGAUGAUAGGUCCAUCGUUGAGACCUUCCAUUGCCUUAAAUCUUUGGUGUUCCAAGAAACGCUAGCUAAGCAUGGUGGUAUGCUCGGUGUGAGAUACUUUGUAAGUGUCAGAACAGAUGUGCUUCUUCUGAAACCAGAGCUUUUAGAUCUGGUGGUUUCCAUGGUUUUGCAUUGUCUUAAAGAAAGUGAAGAUGACGUUCAGUCUGUUGCUGCAUUGACCUUGGCUCCAAUCGCUAGUGAGUUUGUCAAACAAGGUACUGCUGUUAUAAAGUCUCUUUUAGACGUGGUUUGGGAAUGUCUUUCUAACUUCGAAGACGACUUAUCUGCAUCCAUUGGUUCGGUUAUGGACCUCUUAUCGAAGUUAUGUACCCAUCGUGAGGUGAUCGAGAUAAUGCAAUCGGAAGCUGCUGCUAAUCCAGAGAAUUCGUUCGACAAUUUGCUACCCAAGCUUUAUCCCUUUCUCAGACAUUCCAUCACGAACGUUAGAAAAGCAACUCUUACGACGCUUUUGGAGUUCUUAUCCAUCGAAGACCAAUCCACGAAACUUUGGAUCACUCCUAGGUCUAUGCGCUUGAUCCUUCAAAACCUUCUCGUGGAGCAAAACACAGAGGUUUUAAAACUUUCUGAAACAGUGUACCACAAAAUGUUGAACGAGAUCCGCAAUAAUUCAUACCUAGAAAAGGUGGAUACUUACAUCGCCCCACACUUGCAUUCCAUUUUAGCAUUGCUCAUGACGCCGAUCGGUAUUGCUAGACACAACUACCAUUUGAACACAAGUCUCAUUAUCAAACCAUCUGGCGCUACUUUUGAACCAAACCCACGCAGAGAUUCUCCAUCUGAAUCUGACAUUUUUGAGCCUCCCACCAAUGGCGAUGUUGCUCCUACUCCUCCACCAAAGAGAGGACGCAAGAGAAAGACCGAAGAAAAACCAAAGACCAUCGCUCCAACUUCCGACGAACUUAAAAUUAAUAUCGAUGCUCCAGUCCAUAAUGGUGAUGUGAUGUUUGUUGGAUUUGACACAUUUAUCGCUACCAGAACUGCGUUAGCCAAGGCUCUUGGGUCUACCAUUGCACUCAUUGAAGGUGAUGACCUUUUGAAGAAGACAUAUGAUAGUCUUCUCAUCUAUACAAACUCUCCACAUGCUACGCCACGCCUUUUCAGUGCCAUUGUUCUUGAAGAAUACGCUAAUGCUUUGACUGCUAUGGAUAAGAAGCCUCCAGCUGAAACGGCAGAGAAGUUUUCUUCUACAUUGUUGGAAACACUCACUACGCCAGACAAACUUCCAUUCUUUCGUGAACUCGUGCCAAAGCUCAAGAGUGUUCGUACUUCUUGUCUUCAGCUUUUUGAUGUCUUUGUCACCCAUGGAAAGCUUUCUUCGAGCAAGAUUCCUCAGUUGCCUGUCGUUGUGCAAGGCGAGAACGGCUCUGGACCAGGUGCUUUUGGUAUAGAAAGUGCAGAAAAGCUUGUCGACGAGACAUAUCCAAAGCUCGUGAAGGCUUUGUCUUCAUCCUACAAGAUCCAAGCCAACCUGGCAUUGGAGGACUCAAAGCACCGUAUUCAUGUUGCAUUGGGUGAAGCUAAGCUUGCCCUCAGCCAGAGAACCACCAGCAUCAUGGCUGCUUAUGCUGCUGCCAUUCUUGCCUUGACUGGCGUGCCCAAGAAGCUUAAUCCAAUCAUCAGAUCUCUUAUGGAUAGUGCUAAGCAAGAGGAAACCGAACUCUUGCAGAAGAGAUCUGCUAUUUCCAUUGCUGCCCUCAUUGAUCAGCUCAAGAAAAACAACAAGGUGGGUGCUGCCGACAAGAUCUUGAAGAACCUUUGUUCCUUCCUUUGUGUCGACACGUCUGAAGUGCCUGAGUUUGUUCAUAAUUCUGAUUUCAAGGAUGCUAUUCUCUCAUUGAGAAAGGAAGAAGCAAAGACGGAUCCUGCUGAUAUUGCUGCUCAUGAGAAGGCUGUGCAUGAAGCAAGAAUCAAGAGAAAUGGUGCUUUGCUUGCAUUGGAUGAGGUUAUCAACAUUUAUAAGGAGGAGGUGUUCACUCAACUUCCAAAGUUCAAGGAGAUUCUCUUUGGUAGCCUUGGAUCAAUGGAAACUGUUUCUUCGGAUGACAUGUCGAAGGACAAUGCCUUGGGACAAAGUAUUGUUGAUGCUUUGGGUGUAAUGAGAGCAGUUCUUCCUAAAUUGAGCUCCACUCUUUAUCCUGAGAUCGCUGAACAGAUGCCUCGUUUGCUUGCUGGCUUAAAGUAUGAAUUGAGUGUGUUCCGGUACUCAUCAGCAAAAUGUUUUGCAACCAUUUGUUCUGUCAUGCCCGCAAAGGCUUUCCCAUUCUUGGUUCGCAACAUCAUUCCUAUGCUUAAUAACGCUGGUAACUUCCGUGAGCGUCAGGGUGCUACUGAGGCGAUUUACCAUGUUUCCAAUGCCAUGGGUGCUAACAUUCUUCCAUAUAUUGUGUUCCUUAUUGUGCCUGUUUUGGGUAGAAUGAGUGAUUCUGAUCAUGAUGUUAGAAUCUUAGCAAGUACUACUUUCGCCUCCAUCAUCAAGCUCGUUCCUUUGGAAGCUGGUAUCCCUGAUCCUCCAGAUAUGCCUCAAGAUCUCUUGGAAGGUAGAGACAGGGAGAGAGAGUUUAUCCUGCAAAUGAUGGAUCCAACCAAGAUCAAGCCUUUCGAGCUUCCUGUUGCUAUCAAAGCCACUUUGCGUAAGUACCAGCAAGAAGGUGUGAACUGGUUGGCUUUCUUGAACAAAUACCACCUUCACGGUAUUUUGUGUGACGAUAUGGGUCUUGGUAAGACGUUGCAAACCAUUUGUAUCAUUGCUUCUGACCACCACAUGAGAGCUGAAAAGUUUAAGGAAACUGGCGCUGAUGAGUUUAGAAGAUUGCCAACUUUGGUUGUUUGUCCUCCCUCGUUGACUGGUCACUGGGAGCAAGAAAUGAACCAGUAUGCUGAGUUUAUGAAGGUUGUUGUUUACGCUGGAGGUCCAUCGGUUAGAUCUAACCUUCGUGCCCAGAUUCCUUCUGCUGAUAUUGUCGUGACUUCCUACGAUGUUUGUCGUAACGAUAUUGAGGUUAUUGCUGGUCACUCAUACAACUACUGUGUUUUGGAUGAGGGUCAUAUCAUCAAGAACUCUGCUUCGAAGUUGACGAAGUCUGUAAAGAGAAUCAACGCUGAACAUAGACUUAUCUUGUCUGGUACGCCUAUCCAGAACAAUGUCCUUGAAUUGUGGUCAUUGUUUGACUUUUUGAUGCCUGGAUUUUUGGGUGUGGAAAAGGUGUUUAUUGAGAAGUUCGCCAAGCCAAUUGCCGCUAGCAGAAACAGUAAGACUUCUUCAAAGGAACAGGAGGCUGGUGCGUUGGCCUUGGAAUCUCUUCACAGACAAGUGCUUCCAUUUAUGCUUCGUCGUUUGAAGGAGGAGGUGUUAUCCGACUUGCCACCAAAGAUUAUUCAAGAUUACUACUGUGAGCUUUCCGAUUUACAGAAGAAGCUUUAUAAGGAGUUUGCAAAGAAGCAGAAGUCUGUUGUUAAAGAUGAAGUUACGAACGACGAGCCUGCUGAGCCAUCCACUGAACCACCAAAGACGCAUAUCUUCCAAGCUUUGCAGUACAUGAGAAAGUUGUGCAACCACCCUGCUUUAGUUAUCACUCAGAACCAUCCACAGGCCGCAGAGGUUGCUAGCUAUUUGGCAAGCAAGAAGUCUGAUCUUAGAAGUAUCGAGCAUGCACCUAAGUUGAAGUCGUUGAAGAACCUUUUGCUUGAGUGUGGUAUUGGUGUGGGAGACAGUGAAUACUUCAGUUCGAAAGCCAAGAGCAAGCAGAAACAGCAGCAACAGCAGCAGCAGCUUGUGAGUUCAGAGGGAGUGAUCUCUGAACACAGAGCUCUUAUUUUCUGUCAGCUCAAGGAUAUGGUGGAUAUUGUUGAAGAAGAGUUGUUCAAGAAGCACAUGCCAUCUGUGACGUACAUGAGACUUGAUGGUCGUACAGACCCCAGAGAAAGACAGGCGAUUGUCAGAAAGUUCAACGAAGACCCUUCCAUUGAUGUUUUGCUCUUGACAACCAAGGUCGGUGGUUUGGGUCUCAACUUGACCGGUGCAGACACAGUUAUCUUUGUUGAGCACGACUGGAACCCUAUGAACGAUCUCCAAGCAAUGGACAGAGCGCAUCGUCUUGGACAGAAGAAGGUUGUUAACGUUUACCGUUUGAUCACCAAGGCUACUUUAGAAGAGAAGAUCAUGGGUCUACAGAAAUUCAAGAUGAAUAUCGCAUCUACAAUUGUCAACCAGCAGAACGCCGGUCUUUCGCUGAUGGAUACCAACCAGCUCUUAGACUUAUUCGAUGUUGACGAACAAGCCACCAAGAUUGAAAACGGUGGAGACGAGAAGAAGGACAAGAAGGUGCCCGACGAGUUGAUUGGCGGCGGCAUCCCCUCUGAAGCAGUUGGCGAGCUCACGCAGCUCUGGGACGAGUCCCAAUAUGAAGACGAAUACAACCUCGACAAUUUCAUCAAGACGCUUAAAUAA